This is a messenger RNA of Momordica charantia (bitter melon), 561 nucleotides long. RefSeq names its product Late embryogenesis abundant (LEA) hydroxyproline-rich glycoprotein family. NCBI's taxonomy places the organism in Eukaryota, Viridiplantae, Streptophyta, Magnoliopsida, Cucurbitales, Cucurbitaceae. The record is from RefSeq and is a predicted model, not a curated record.
AUGAAUGGAAUUUCGCUCGCCGGGGCCAUCCCGGAGCCAGGAUCCAAAUCGACCGUGUCGCUGACGGCGGACGUGUCGGUGAAAAACCCCAACACGGCGAUGUUCAAGUACAGCAACACGACGACGACUUUGUACAUCGGGGAGACGGUGGUCGGGGAGGCGAGAGGACCGUCGGGGCAGGCCAGGCCGCAUCGGACGGCACGGAUGAACAUAACCGUCAACAUCAUUGCCGAACUGCUGCUGUCGAACAUCAACGUCAGCGCCGGGACGCUGCAGUUGAGAAGCUUUUCGAGGAUUCCGGGGAGGGUGAAGAUGUUGCAUUUUAUAAGGAAACAUAUUGUUGUGAAGAUGAACUGUACGGUGGUUAUCAAUGUGCUGAGCCGAUCGAUUGAGGAUCAGAAAUGCAUGAAGAGGGUGAAGCUAUAGAGUUUCAAUAACGGCGGCCAAUGGUGAAUUGCUUUUGAUCAAUGGUGAGGAUUUGUGGGUUUUGUUUGAUCAUGGCUUGCGAUAUAUUGUAUGUACUAUCUCUAAUACUUCAAUAAAAAUGUUUUUAUUUUUUUA